Epithele typhae is the source of this 1011-nucleotide messenger RNA. RefSeq lists its product as uncharacterized. The record is from RefSeq and is a predicted model, not a curated record. The transcript has a single exon. Lineage: Eukaryota; Fungi; Basidiomycota; Agaricomycetes; Polyporales; Epitheliaceae. The coding region runs from base 1 to 1011 and encodes 336 amino acids.
AUGCCUCGGGUCACAUCCCCCUCGAAGCCAGACCGCGUCGCUGAGCUCAAAGCGUUCGUGCAGAAACACUAUCCCGACAGUGAACGCAUCAACGUCGCCCUCUCAGCCACCGGAGAGGGGCAUAUCCUCCGCUGGAACUACAGCGAGGAUCUCGAGUCAUCCACCGGCAGUCCCGCCCUGCGCACCGCGACACCAUCACCGCACUCCUCCUCUGGGUCCCUCGUCGACGGCGACGGAGACAGCAUGAUGGGCGACGAGGAGGCCGAGUCCGAGGCGCGCUUCCGCACUCCACUGCCCCUCAUCGACUUCGACCCCGGCUCGGUCCUGUUGACGCCACGCAAGAACAGGUUGAAGCACGAGUCUCGCAUGGUCCAGAGAGGCCCAAGCACACCGCAACCAGCCGACGACGGCCACGUCCGCACCCGCGUCGUGCUCCAACGCGCCGACUCUCUCGUCGCCGUGCGCGAACCACCCGAGCCCGUACCGCGGCCGCGCCGGCACAGCACAGUCGUGCGCUUCGCGCCGGCCAAGAAGUGCCCCUCACGUCAUCCCACCGCGUUGGCGAGCGAGUCCACGGCGCGCACCAGCGAGCUGCCGACCGUCCGCAGACCGAAGGGGAUCCUGGAGCGGGAGGGAACGCCGGUGACCAUGAGGUCCGACGGGCCGCACAUGCGGAUCUACCGUGAUGACGGCGCCGGGACGUGGGUGCGCGAGGGUUCGCUCGAUCCGGCCGAACUUCCGUACGACAUUGCCGAUCUGGUCUUGCCCCCGCGGGCGAGCGAAAUGAUGGUGGCUCGGUCGUGGGCGGGAAGCGUGUAUCCGGUGUACGACAGGACGGAUACGGAGUCUGUCAAGUCGUUUAGGUCCGGCAGCUCGAGCUCUUUGAGUUCUCUGACCGAAUCGGAGGAUGGAGGGCAGGCUCCCGCCCCUCCGGUGAUCAUGAAGCUGCCCUUCAAAUUGAGGAGGAGCGAAAGGUUGCGGGAAAGACAAGGGCGGGCUCCUGUGGCAUGA